AUGAAGGAGAUUAGAAAAAAUACUUCUACUUUCGUUCUUUAUUUUAUUCUUUUCUUUCUCUUCGUUUUAAUUUCUUCUUCUUUUCUUCUUUUUUUUACGGCAGUUACUAUUUUUUUCUACUACAAUUACUACUUAGUUUUCCUUCCUUCUAACAUUUUAAUUUUUCAUCUUUAUUUUCGAUUUCUAUAUUGGGUUUCUUUCUCUUUUGUCUAUAUUCACUUUGCUUUCUUCUUCUUCUUCUUCUUCUUCUUCAAUUCUUUUUGUUUUCUCUUUCUUUAUAUCAUUUAUUUCAGUACUUUUUCUCUUUCUUUCAGUCUGCUUUCUCCUUUCUAUCGUCUUAUUCUUCUACUUCUUCUUCUUCUUCCUCCUCUUCUUCUUCGUCUUCAAUACUUUUCUUUUCCCUUUCUUUCCUUUUACUCCCUUUCCUUUUGUCUUUCUUUCUGUCAUAUUCUUUUAGUACGUUUUUUUUCUUUCAAUUGCUUUCUUUCAGUCUUCUUUUCUUCCUUCAAUACUUUUCUUUUCCCUUUCUUUCCUUUUACCCCUUUCCUUUUUCUUUUUUCUGUCAUAUUCUUCAAUCUUUCUUUCAAGCUUUUCCUUUUAUCCUUCUUCCUUCCCUUUCUUUCCAGCUUCUUCUUCUUAUUAUUAUUAUUAUUAUUAUUAUUUCUUUAUUUUCUUCUCUUAUUUUCGGUACUUUUUUCUUUUUUCAGUUCUUCUUUCCUUUUUUUUAUUUCUUUUUCCUUCCUUUCUUUCCAGUUUUUCUUAUUUUCACUUCGCUUUUAUUUUUUGUUCUUCUUUCCAUUUUUUCUUCUUCAUUUUCCUUCCUUCCAGUUAUCUUCUGCUCUUUUUUUUUGGCUUUUUUCGUCUUUCCUUUUAUUUAUGUUUACUUCUUUUAUCCUUCUUUUCAUAUUUCCUCUAUUCCUCCUCCUUUUACUUUCUUCUAUUCCUCCUCCUUUUACUUUCCUCUAUUCCUCUUCCCUUUACUUUUCUCUAUUCCUUCUCCCUUUACUUUCCUCUAUUCCUCCUCCUUUUAAUUUCCUCCAUUCCUCCUCCCUUUACUUUCCUCUAUUUCUCCUCCCUUUACUUUCCUCCAUUCCUCCUCCCUUUACUUUCCUCUAUUCCUCCUCCCUUUACUUUCCUCUAUUCCUCCUCCUUUUAAUUUCAUCUAUUUCUCUUCCUCUUAUUUUCCUUUAUCUCCCCCACCCAGAUCAACCUCUCUCAUUAGCUUUCUCCGCUCCUUUCAUUCUGUAG
Molecule: messenger RNA, 1248 nt
Organism: Acanthosepion pharaonis
Lineage: Eukaryota; Metazoa; Mollusca; Cephalopoda; Sepiida; Sepiidae
Source: the annotation of a GenBank genome assembly